AAGACUAUAACAAAUGUUUCUCGAGGAAGAGUGAACGGUUUUUCAAUUUCUCACACCAUAAUCCCUAAAUUCGCUCCAUUUGCUCCGUUAACAAGCACAACCAGGCGAUGCACUCCUCCAAGCCCCCUCGCCGGAAAGUCGCUCCGGCGAACGGCGACGACUCAGGUGACAAGCUCGACCAACUCCUCCUUUCCUCUGCCAUCUGCAACAACGAGGACCUCGGCCCCUUUAUCCGCAAGGCCUUCGCCUCCGGUAAGCCGGAGACGCUCCUCCACCACCUCCGCCAGUUUGCGCGCUCCAAAGAGUCCGAGAUCGAGGAGGUCUGCAAGGCACACUACCAGGACUUCAUCCUCGCUGUCGAUGACCUCCGAUCUCUUCUCUCCGACGUCGACGACCUUAAGUCCUCCCUCUCUGACUCCAACUCUAAGCUCCAGUCUGUCGCGCGUCCUCUACUCUCAUCGCUUGACGCCUUCGUCGAGACACGAAACGUCUCGCGGAACGUCAACCUCGCAAUUGAAUCGGUGCAUACAUGCGUGGAGUUGAUGGAGGUGUGCUCACGCGCCAACCGCCACCUCGCCGGCGACAACUUCUACAUGGCGCUAAAGUGUGUUGACACGCUCGAGAGGGAAUACUUGGAGAAGACGCCGUCAACGACGCUGAAGAGGAUGCUAGAGAGAAAGAUCCCGGAGAUCCGGUCGCACAUAGAGAGGAAGGUGAGUAAGGAGUUCGGCGACUGGCUGGUUGAGAUCCGAGUGGUGAGUCGCAACCUUGGACAGCUGGCGAUUGGCCAAGCUUCAGCAGCGAGGCAGAGAGAAGAAGAUCUCAGGAUCAAGCAGCGCCAGGCAGAGGAGCAGAGCAGGCUCAGCGUUAGGGAUUGCAUUUACGCUUUGGAGGAGGAGGAAGAUGAUGAAAUUGCCGCUGGUAGCGGUAUCGGUGAGGAUGGAUACGGAAACGGAGGUGGAAUUGUUGGUUUUGAUUUGACUCCUUUGUACAGGGCUUACCCGAUGACACCUUUCCUUGAAUCGCAUCAGACAUUCUUUGCGCAGAUUGCGGGUUUCUUUGUGGUAGAGGAUAGGGUUUUGAGGACUGGCGGUGGUUUGAUAUUGAAGAUGGAGGUUGAGAAUUUGUGGGAUAUUGCUGUUAGCAAGAUGUGUUCUGUGUUGGAGGAUCAGUUCUCCAGAAUGCAGACUGCCAAUCAUCUCUUGCUCAUUAAGGACUAUGUGAGCCUUUUGGGAGUGACUCUGCGGAGGUAUGGGUACCCGAUUGAUGCAUUGCUAGAUGUUUUGAGCAAACACAGGGAUAAAUAUCACGAGCUUCUGUUGUCAGAUUGUCGGAAGCAGAUUGCUGAGGCACUUGCUGCUGAUAAGUUUGAGCAGAUGUUGAUGAAGAAAGAGUAUGAGUAUUCCAUGAAUGUGCUUUCUUUCCAAAUACAAACGUCGGAUAUUGUACCUGCUUUUCCUUAUGUUGCACCAUUUUCGACAACUGUGCCUGAUUGUUGCCGCAUUGUGCGGUCCUUCAUUGAGGAUUCUGUGAGUUUCAUGUCUUAUGGUGGGCAGCUUGAGUUCUAUGAAAUCGUUAAGAAAUAUUUAGACAGGCUUUUGACCGAGGUCUUAGAUGAAGCUUUGUUAAAGCUUAUUAAUACAUCAGUUAGUGGUGUGCCCCAGGCAAUGCAAAUGGCAGCAAAUAUGACUGUAUUCGAGCGUGCAUGUGAUUUCUUCUUUCGCCAUGCUGCACAGCUCUCAGGGAUUCCAUUGAGAAUGGUGGAGAGAAGCAGGAGGCAGUUCCCACUUAGGAAAGCUCGAGAUGCUGCAGAAGAGACCCUUUCUGGGCUACUUAAAGCCAAGGUUGAUGGAUUUAUGUUGCUUAUUGAGAAUGUAAAUUGGAUGGCUGAUGAGCCGCCACAGAGUGGAAAUGAAUAUGUAAAUGAGGUCAUCAUUUAUUUGGAAAUUUUGGUUUCAACUGCUCAACAGAUACUGCCAACUCAAGUCCUCAAAAGAGUUCUACAGCAAGUUCUUUCGCACAUAUCAGAGAAGAUUGUUGGGGCUUUAGUUAGUGACUCUGUCAAGAGGUUUAAUGUGAAUGCUAUUAUUGGAUUUGAUGUGGACAUCCGGCUUUUAGAACAAUUUGCUGAUAAUCAGGCCUCCCUUUUUGCCGAUGGAGAUGCUGAUGAAUUGAAGAUGGCGCUUGCUGAGUCAAGGCAAUUGGUUAAUUUGCUAUUAAGCAAUCAUCCAGAGAACUUCUUGAAUGCAGUGAUUAGGGAGAGGAGUUACAAUACUUUGGACCAUAGGAAAGUAGUGAUUGUUUCAGAGAAGUUGAGGGAUCCUUCUGAUCGGCUCUUUGGAACCUUUGGUAGUCGUGGAGCCAGGCAGAAUCCAAAGAAGAAAUCUCUGGAUACAUUGAUAAAAAGGCUUAAGGAUGUUAGCUGAUUAAGCUCAAAGCUGUAUUUAUUAUAUCGAUCAGUGAGCUAAAUCAAAACAUUGAAGCUCCAGAGCUUUGGAAGGAAAUCAAUUCCUAGCAAAUUGGGACCCCAAUAUACGACUGUGAGGUGUGAUGCAAAUCGAAUUUCUUACUUCAAAUUGAAACCAAACAAGAGGAUGGGUUAAAACUUGAAAGGUGCGGUGAGUUUCUAUAUAUGGAUUCCAAUUGUUAAUGAUCAAAGAAUUUAAGGGCUAAUUGGAGAUAUCAGGUAUGGGCUAGAACUUAGAUGUGAACAGAAGUCCAGGAUAAGUGGGCUAAUAUAGUAAUUUCACAUAUCUUUAUAUGCCUGCAUCUUUACUUGGUUACAUGCUUAUAUUUGUUAUUUGUAUCUAUUAUGUCAACUAAAUGGGAAUGGAUUAUCUAAGGUUUGGGCAGUCA
Molecule: messenger RNA, 2856 nt
Organism: Arachis ipaensis
Lineage: Eukaryota; Viridiplantae; Streptophyta; Magnoliopsida; Fabales; Fabaceae
Gene: SEC15B
Product: exocyst complex component sec15B
Biological process (GO): exocytosis; Golgi to plasma membrane transport; intracellular protein transport
Cellular component (GO): membrane; exocyst
Source: RefSeq, a predicted model, not a curated record